GUAUCCGUGUCCUUCACCUACUGGAAGAUGGACGGAAUUAGGGGAAAAAGGCGGUUCUCAAUUUCUCGAGGUUACAAUUUUUUCUCGAUUCAAGCUACUACUUCUGUUUACUACAGAUUAGAGAUUACCAGUACUGCUAGGGCAGGUGUCGCUGAGCGAUGGGGCGGAUUUUUGUUGUUGAAAGGGAAGGGAGGUCGUACAGAUGCCGGUUCUGCAACACGCAGUUAGCUCUCGCCGACGACCUUGCCUCUCGGGCCUUUCAUUGCCGCCGUGGAAAAGCAUACCUUUUCAAUUAUGCGAUAAACAUUUCAUUGGGAGCAUUGGAAGAGAGGAUGAUGCUCUCAGGAUUGCAUACUGUCGCAGACAUAUUUUGUUGCUCAUGUGGACAAAUUGUCGGGUGGAAAUAUGAGGCAGCACAUGAGAAGAGCCAGAAGUACAAGGAGGGCAAGUUCGUUCUUGAAAGGGGGAGGAUAAUCGACGACAUUGAAUUCUCAACUGGCUUCUACAUAGACACUCGGUCUGGUAUGAGUGAUAGUGAAGAUAAUUAAGGGCAUGAUAUUAUAUUGUUAUUAAAUAUAGAUACCAUAUAUUAUGAAGGUAAGUAGGACUAGGACUAGGGACUUGAUAUUAUAGUGUUAUUAGAUAUCAUAUACUAUAAUAAUCAUUAAACGAUGAAUGUUCAGGUUCUGUAUAUAAUCUAAUAAUGUCUGGACUCUGGACUAUGUGAAUGUAGGGUUCUCUAGAUGAGGAUGCUGUUUCGCUCCAUUUGACUCAAUUUGGUUCGUAAACUUUUUAGGUA
Molecule: messenger RNA, 799 nt
Organism: Momordica charantia (bitter melon)
Lineage: Eukaryota; Viridiplantae; Streptophyta; Magnoliopsida; Cucurbitales; Cucurbitaceae
Product: Yippee family putative zinc-binding protein
Source: RefSeq, a predicted model, not a curated record